Helobdella robusta is the source of this 1149-nucleotide messenger RNA. RefSeq lists its product as hypothetical. Gene Ontology annotation, molecular function: semaphorin receptor activity. The annotation marks the transcript as partial. The transcript is spliced from 10 exons. Gene Ontology annotation, biological process: sensory neuron axon guidance; semaphorin-plexin signaling pathway involved in axon guidance; regulation of GTPase activity. Gene Ontology annotation, cellular component: semaphorin receptor complex. The record is from RefSeq and is a predicted model, not a curated record. Lineage: Eukaryota; Metazoa; Annelida; Clitellata; Rhynchobdellida; Glossiphoniidae.
AUGAUGAUGUUCAAAGAGUUACUCACCAAGCCUCAGUUCAUCAUUAACUUCAUUACCACCAUGGAACUUCAGAAGUCAUUCACCAUCAAAGACAAAGUCAGGGUGGCUUCAUUGCUGGUCACCAUCUACCAUGAUAAGUUGGACUACUUGACCAGGAUAUUAAAAGUGUUGCUGACGAACCUAAUCAGCAGGUCAGUAGCAAGUGGCCAGCCUAAGUUGAUGUUCAGGAGGACUGAAUCAGUGGUUGAGAAGUUGCUGAGUUACUGGCUGUCCAUCUGCCUCUACCCACACCUUAGAUUGCAGGUAGGCAGCUGUAUGUUCAUGCUCUACAAAGCCAUCAAGUAUCAAGUGUACAAAGGACCAGUGGACAGCCUGACGCAUGAGGCCAGGUACUCCCUGUCCGAGGACAAGUUGUUGAGGGAGAAGGUGGAAGCAUCCAAUGUUACGGUUUACGUGGUGAGGAACGCCAGCACCCAUCUCGAGCCAAUCACAUGCAAGCUACUAGAUUGUGAUACCAUCAGCCAAUCAAAAUUGAAGAUACUCGACGCUAUUUAUAGAAACACGCCUCAUUCUCAUAAACCCUCAGUUGAUGACGUCGACCUUGAAUGGCUGCGUGAUGAAGUGAGUAGGAUAGUGAUGAGGGACGAUGACGUCACAGUGAUGACGAUGACGAAGAAGGGAUGGAGGCAGGUAAAUACAUUGAGGCAUUACAACGUGAAGGAUGGCGCUUUGAUGCAGCUGGUUCCCAGAGUGGCCAUGAUGAUGGCGACCGACAACCACAAAACAUUCAGCGGUUACAAAGAUCAGACCAGUUCGCACAACACCAUCACAAGCAACAACAUCAACAAUAACAUCAACAACAACAACAUCAGCAGCAACAACAACAACAACAACGGUACCAUAGGGAACCACUUUAAACUGCCUCACUCUCUCAUGUCACUCUCCAGAGAUGCUGAUGAGAAGGGGGAGGAAAAAGAUGAUGAUAAUGAUUAUAAAGUGUAUCAUCUCACAAAUCCUCUACUGGAUAACCAGCCAAACAACGUUCGACAAAAAGUCAUGUCCGAGGUCUAUCUGACUCGCCUGCUGGCUACCAAGUGUACAUUGCAGCAAUAUGUUGAUGAUUUGUUCAAAUCCAUUUUGUCCAUCAAC